GACACUCCCCGUGGAGGAGAGGAAAAAAGAAGAGGAAGAUGCUGUCACCCUUCGUCACUGACCUAAACGAAUGACAGUGGCGUGAACAUGGAGUCAUUUUGAAACGUGUAACUUUAUUCCGCUAUCUUUGCGCUCUGUUUGGGGACGUUCAGCAUGACAAUGGCGUCUCCGUGCACGGAACAAACCGUGCAGGAGUACCUGAUGGAGAGGGGAGGGAGGGUCCAACAGAUGGAGCUGAUCGAUCAUUUCCUAUCGGGUUCGGGGGAAAAGGACCAGACGAAGGAAGGGGUGGAUCGCGAGGCGCUGACACGCAUCGUGGACAACGUGGGCUUCGUGAAGGUGGAAAACGGCGUGACAUUUGUUUGUUUGAACACUGAAGGCAGCGCGGAGUCGGUGAUGCGUGCAGACACAGGCGGCCGCGAUCACGCGGAGUGCAAUGGUAAUAUCCAGGAGACACUGGACAACAACAGCUAUGUCAACGGCAACUCUAACACCGGAGACCAAACAGGAGCAACCAGCUCCUUGGCUGCCAGCAUGGACAAUGACAAACAGUCAAAUGGCAAUGGGCAACCUGCAGCCCCCUCCCAGAAUAAUAAGACCAACGCGGAUACGCCGACAUCUGGUGGAGGUGGGGAGGUGAAGCUGAGGGAGAGGAGAAGGCGGGAGUCUGCACCUGUGAUUGGGAUUGCGGAUGUGGACCAUGCUCACCCUGCAGGGUCCCACAGCCAGCAGGUGAGAGGGGCCCGCAGGGUGUCCAAGGGUUCCCAGCGGGCCCUGCUGACCAGCUGCCUAUCUGAAGACAGCGCCUGGGAAGGGCUGGACUUUGUUGGAGAUAUCAACACACCCAAGGGAAGUCGCAGGAACUUCAUAGAGCUGAUGAUGAGCAGUUCCCCUCAGGUACGGAGGUCUCUGAUCAACCGUGGUUCACGGCUCCGGGACUCGGUGAAGGGCGAUGGCGAUUCGGCGUCGCUCCUCUCCACAACCGCUGAUGAGGACUGCGCGUCGGUGACCCUGCACCCGCUGGAACAUGAGUGGAUGCUGUGCGCCUCAGACGGACUGUGGGAGAGCCUGCAGCCCCUGCUCGCUGUGGAACCCAGCCUUGUGGCCAAGAGAGACUUUGUCACCGGCUUUACCUGCCUCCACUGGGCGGCCAAGCAGGGCAAAGCAGAGCUGCUCUCCCAGCUGCUGGCCUUCUCCAAGGACAACGCUAUACCUGUGAAUGUGAACGUGAGAUCAGGUGCUGGAUACACGCCGCUACACCUGGCAGCUAUGCAUGGACACAUGCAGGUGGUGCGUGUGUUGCUGUCAGACUGGGAGGCGGACCCUGAUGCUCGAGACUACAGCGGGAGGCGAGCCCUCCAGUACCUGUCCCCCCUGCUGGCUGCUGACCUGCAGGAAGAGGGAGUGGUCACCUCGCCGGGGGCCGAGUCAGACCACGGACCCGCCACCAGUAGCAGCGGAGGGCGCGGGUGGCGGCUUCCCAGAGUUCUCCAGGGCAAUCUGAACCCACUGCGGCUCCUGAACCCACCCGCCGGGCCGGCGGAGGAAGGAGUCGUGACUGGGAGGACCAAAGGGGGGAUGCAGAGGAAGUCUUCUCUGAGCCGACUGAACGCCCGGCUGCACCGAGGACGCCACCGAGCCCAGAUCAUCCACAGCGCCUCCUUCAGGGACACUGGGGAGGUGGGAAGAGGAGAGGAGCUCCCCAGCAGCCCUGUCCGACCCCGACCGCUAUCCAACCUGUUUGGAUAAAGUAAUACAACUCUGAGAUAGAAACCGAUUUUAUGACCAGAGUAACCAAACACAUCCUCAUUGACAGUAUGAUUUCAAGCUGAUUUUAAGGUUUAUUAUUAUAGGACCACAAUAUAUUUCUCUGAAAAUCUAACUUAUUUUUGUUCCUAUUGCAGUUUUUAGCCUUAUGUUGAUCACUGAGGGCAGGUCGCAGUUUAUGUAGCAUUUUAUUUGCCACGAAAUUCAUUGAGUAAAAACAGUUUUUUGUUUUAGUUUUCUUAUUGUUUUUUUAACGCUCUGUUUUUUAGAGUCGGUAGCAAUCAAUACACUAUUUUUUUUAAUGUAAUACUUCACUACACUAGAACACACACAAAUGCAAAAGCAACAAGCGGGACUGUAUCAGGUUUUCUCUUUAGAUUGGACUCACAGGGGUGAGGGAUUUGAAAAUUGCACUUGGGUUUGAUUCCACAGAGUAAUCUAAAAUCUAGUUUUUGUUUCCAGAGUAAAGUAAUAUAUUCAUAGAACUCAUUUUCUAUAUUUCAAUCUCCUUUGAUUGGGUGGUGCUGUUUUUUUAAAAUACAUUUCUGUAACGUGAAUUUUAAUCACCAGAUUUCAGUAUUCAAACAGAAUUAUUGUAUGUCCAAACAGCCAUGUUUGCACUUGUCACUUUGAAGACGGUUUGUGAUUAUGGGAGGAAACUGCUUAAACUAAACCCAUGCCGGCUGUUAUUGAUCCCAUUUCAUACUGAUGAGGGGUGAUCAAAUUGUUACACCCAUAGAUUUCUAAUGCACUGUACUGUAUAUAUAUAUAUAUAUAUGAAAGUACAAUGUCAUUUUCCCCUUAUGUAUUUCUACCAAAAUGAUGUCUUUAGUUAUGUCUAAGUACUUUAACUACACUGAUCAGUUACACAGUGGGACUGUUUCACAGGGUGGGAGCACAGGGGGAACUGGUGUGGUUUUUCUACUGAUUAUAAUUUACCUGAAGUCAUCUGGGUCUGGUUCACUAACCGUUACAUUGCUUCUUUAUGUGGGAGUUUAAGCAGUGUGGGCCUCUAAUAGUAGAUUGCAGUGUUUUGUGCAAAUCUAUUUUUAACAUAUAAAUCUGAAAGAAUCUGUACACAUGUACACAAUCAUUGUUCAUUAAUCAUCUGUGGAUAGUGAAGAGCUUAGACCAGAGUAUGCUGGAUGUUUAGCGGAUGAGCACAUCGACUUUUUGACUGUUUUCCCAAAUAUGUGAACCGUGCUCAUAUCUGAAUAUCGGAUCAAUAACAAAUCCUAGAUUUCAUGAAUGUUCCCUUUGUUUUUUGUAUCCUUUGUACUCAAAUCAUAGGGCUUCAUGGUUGACUUUGUUGACGUAGAAAUGUAUUAUAAACCUACUUUCAUGUCACUUUUUUAAAUACAUGAAUAGGGAAAAUGUAAAUUCUCUCUGCUGUUCAUUUUUAUGUCUAAAAAUCAUUGUUUCUGUCUUCUUUGUGAAAUACUGUGACGUUAUUAUGUGAUGUGAAUACACUGUUAGUGAGCCACUGUCAUCUAUGUCUUCAUGUCUUAUCAUUGACUAUCAAAUAAAGCAUAAAAGUGAA
Molecule: messenger RNA, 3307 nt
Organism: Anarrhichthys ocellatus (wolf-eel)
Lineage: Eukaryota; Metazoa; Chordata; Actinopteri; Perciformes; Anarhichadidae
Gene: sowahca
Product: sosondowah ankyrin repeat domain family Ca
Exons: 4
Coding region: 154-1749 (531 amino acids)
Molecular function (GO): protein binding
Source: RefSeq, a predicted model, not a curated record